Paramecium sonneborni is the source of this 539-nucleotide messenger RNA. Lineage: Eukaryota; Ciliophora; Oligohymenophorea; Peniculida; Parameciidae. The record is from the annotation of a GenBank genome assembly.
AUGAAGCGUCCUAAUGGAGGUAAAUUGUUUUUUAUUAAGAAGAAUUUGAACAACUUCUUUAUCAGAAACUUCAAUAUUUCUUGAAGAUAGUUUUUUUCUAUGUUAAGAAUCUUUCCUGUAAAAUCCAGUCAUAGUGGUUAACUCAGACUUUUAUAAAAGAGGUUAAGCUGGUUUAAAUAAUUUCUCUUAGGAAAUCAUGCUUCUUAAUUUAUGCUACCUUUAAAACUUAAAUGUUUAAUUUUCAGGAAUUUAUAGGUCAAUUAUAUGAUUUUCCAAUAAAUUUCUUCUCAAUACGAUUUAUUAUUUUUUGGAUUAUUCAAUAAGCAAUUUAGCAGAUUCUGGAAACAAUUCUAGUAAUACUUUAUAUAUUUAAAAACUUAGGCAUUUUUAGAUAGAACUUAAGCAGAAUAAUUAGACAUGGCACAUUCUUCAUUGAUAAAAUCUACAGGGUUGCAUUCCAUAAUGAUGUUUCUUUUAGUUAUAAUUUACACAUUUCUGUAAAAAUGAUAAACAAACUAUCCAAUUUUUGAUAUGAUAAC